Molecule: messenger RNA, 1959 nt
Organism: Argiope bruennichi
Lineage: Eukaryota; Metazoa; Arthropoda; Arachnida; Araneae; Araneidae
Exons: 5
Coding region: 121-1305 (394 amino acids)
Source: RefSeq, a predicted model, not a curated record
GGUAAAGGAUACCGACGUGCUCUGAUUGGUCGAUUUCUUUCACACAGACUUUCUAUGCUGUAGUAACCCUGUUGCAUUGUUGUUUACUUGUACGUACUUUUUUGCCUGUCAUUUUUCAAAAUGGAGAAAUUAAAUCUUCCAGAGAAAUACAAUUAUAAAAUAAUUGAGAUUGAUGAGAAUAGAGCUAUUUUUCGCAUUUCUGAUCUUGUAAAUAAAGAAUCAGCACAGAAAUGGAUUAAAGAAUAUGAACAAAGAUCGGAAACAGUUUGGCGUGUUGAGAGAACACAUAAAUCAACUGGGCGCCUUAAUAUUUAUAAAGGUGACUUUAGAUGCCAAUACAAUGUGCAACAGGUAUCAAAACAUGUGAAAGAAAGUAAAAAUAUUGGAUGCCCUGCAGUUCUUAAAAUUACUAUUCAAAGGUAUUUUUCACUGCCAAAACACAAAGAUCCACUCCCAGAAGUUAUAGAGUUUCCUGCAUUAUGUGAGCUUCUGUACUUGCAUAAUCAUUUUCUUGACAGUGCUGCUGUUAAAAAGUUCAGGCCAUUAUCAAACCUAACGCAAAAGCGUCUGAUAGAAUUGUUUGAAUUGGGACAUACUGCAGCUACUGCAAGACAGAUGUUGCAAAUGGAAUUGGAGCUUCAGAGUAAUGAAGAUUAUGCAGAAGCAUGCAUGGACAGUUCUAAGCUACGUUCAUUAUCUGUCGUAAAUCACUUGCUAAAUAAUGAAUUUAGGAAAAUUUAUGGAUCUCGAAGAGAAAGCGAUAUUGACAGGGAGGUUGAAAAAUAUAUUUCCUCAUACAAUCAACAGCCAUUCUGUAAAGCUGCUUUUUCAAAAGUAAAGAACAGUUUGGCGAUUGCUGUAGUGACGCCGAUAAUGAAGCGAAGUAUAGAUUUACUUAGCAACGUUCAAGAAAUGAUAAUGCUUGAUGCAUCUGGCCACAUGGACAGAUUAAAUCAUCGUGUUUAUUUUUUUAUUUCUCCAGGUGUAGCUGGUGGAAUACCUAUUGGCUGCAUCAUCACAAAUGCAGAAGAAACUAAUAUUUUUCAUGAAGGAGUGAAACUUCUUUGUGAGUGUUUCCCUGAGAAAUGCUGUUUAUUGCAAAAUGGGCCACUGAUUGUAUUGCAAAAUGGGCCACUGUCAUCUAACGAUCAUUCAUCUAAUCUAAGAGAUCAUUCAUCUAACGAUAUACUUUCACAAUUUAAUAAUAAUACACUUAAACAUUCUUCAAAUGACACGCUUUCACCUAGAAAUAUUGAUACAUUUUCACAGCUUGCAAUGAUAACAACAUGGUUCUACCAACUAUAAACACUACUUCACAGCCCAUUGCAGCUACAUGUCAAAACUCAGACAGUGAAACAGAUGAUGAUGAUGGUGAUUAUUUACAAAAAUUUGAUGAUAUAAUUAAUCAGAUUAAAUCCGGUUACAAAAAUAAUCCUGAUGUUUUUAAGCCAGCAAUAAAAAAAAAUGGUGAAGAAUGUUAACAAGUUUGGGAAAAACAGAAACUGGAUUGGUGUCUGCCUUGCAUAACUUUGGAAGAAACCUUAACUACUCAAGCAGAGUUUUGAAGUGCAGCAGAACGAGAGGCAAUCAAAUUCCUGUUCAACCUACAGCAAUUGCAAGAAGAAAAUCUAUUUAUUCUGGUAGGAAAACUCAAGUUGGUGGAAGGCCAGUUAAACGAGCAUUACCACCUGCCCUAAAAGAACAUACUUAUGGAAUAUUCUCUGAGUUACCGAAAAAACAUCGAAAAACAAAACAUAGUUUGACGCAUUGUGUUGAAAAGAAUGUAUCUCUUCCAAAUUAAUUUAUAUUUAUUUUAUUACUAUCAUGCUUAAUAUAUAUAUAUAUAUAUAUAUAUAUAUUGUACAUGCUUUAAAAAUGUAUUAGAACAUUUUAACAGGAUUUGCAUGGUGUUAAAAUAAUUAGUAUUAAUAUGAUAUAAAAUUUUAAUGCUAUUAUGGU